GAAGAUCCACCAUCUGAAGCUCUCGUUUGAAAAUUCCAGUGGUGCCAUGGAUGCAGCAGAGUUUCGACGCAGAGGGAAGGAGAUGGUAGACUACGUGGCCAACUACCUGGCGAACAUCGAACAGCGGCCGGUCUACUCCGACGUGAAACCAGGGUAUCUUCGUUCCCUGAUCCCCACUGAAGCCCCACUGGAGCCUGAGAAUUAUGAAGAUGUUAUUAAAGAUGUGGAGAGGGUCAUAAUGCCAGGGGUCACCCACUGGCACAGCCCAUACUUUUAUGCCUACUUUCCAACUGCUAGCUCUUACCCCGCCAUGUUGGCCGACAUGCUGUGUGGAGCCAUUGGCGGAAUGGGAUUCACCUGGGCUUCCAGCCCAGUCUGUACAGAGCUGGAGAUAGUGAUGUUAGAUUGGCUGGGGAAGAUGCUGAAGCUGCCUGAGCAUUUUAUAGCCGGGACUCAUGGCCAAGGAGGAGGUGUAAUUCAGGGCACAGCCAGUGAGGCAACCCUGAUGUCAGUGCUCGCUGCCCGCUGUAAAGCAAUCCAACAAGUCCAGGCUUCCAACCCCGGACAAUCGGAGGCUGAAAUCCUCCCCAAACUGGUGGCGUACACAUCAGAGCAGGCUCAUUGCUCAGUGGAGCGGGCUUCUCUGAUCGGAGGAGUGAUGAUGAGGAAGGUUCCUACAGACGACAAUUAUGCUGUCAGAGGGGACAUGUUUAAGAAGAUGCUGGAGGAGGACAAAGCAGCUGGACUCAUCCCUUUCUAUCUGUGUGCGACCCUCGGCACGACGCCCUCAUGUGGUUUUGAUCACAUCACCGAGCUGGGGCCCAUAUGUAAUAAGGAAAAUAUGUGGAUGCACAUUGAUGCAGCGUAUGCAGGGAGUGCGUUCAUCUGUCCAGAAUUUAGGCCUUUGUUGAAUGGCGUUGAGUUUGCAGACUCUUUCAACUUCAACCCACACAAAUGGCUUUUAACCAACUUUGACUGCUCCACAAUGUGGGUGAAGAAGAGAGACGACAUCAUUGGAGUCUUCAAGCACAGUGAUCAACCGUUCUACCUGAAACACGAACACCAGGAGUCAGGGCUGGUCACAGACUAUAGGAAUUGGCAGAUUCCACACGGAAGAAGAUUUCGCUCACUAAAGCUGUGGUUUGUCUUCCGUAUGUAUGGAAUCCAAGGCCUGCAGGCUCAUAUACGCAAGCAAGUGGCCCUGGCCAAAGAGUUUGAGAGUCUGGUACGAGCAGACAAGAGGUUUGAGAUCUGUGCCGAGGUCAUCAUGGGACUGGUCUGCUUCAGGCUCAAGGGCUCCAAUCAGCUGACUGAGCUCCUUCUGAAAAGGAUCACCCAGAGCAGAGAGAUCCACCUGGUGCCCUGCCAGCUCUCCGGCCGCUUUGUCCUGCGCUUCGCCAUCUGCGCACGCACCACCGACUCAAGACACAUCCAACAGGCAUGGCGGCACAUCACGCAGCUGACUUUUGAGAUCUUGCAGGAGCCCCAUCAUUAACCAGAAGGCUAGAAAGAGGCUGUCCACUCUGAUGCUACAAAUGAGGGGCCAAAGAUAAGGCUGAGAUUCUAAGGCUACAUUUACAUUGCUACGUUUUGGUUUUAAAAACAAAUAUGUUUUACGCCUCGUAUUCACACUGCU
Perca flavescens (yellow perch) is the source of this 1636-nucleotide messenger RNA. Its product is annotated as aromatic-L-amino-acid decarboxylase. The transcript has 14 exons. Gene Ontology annotation, cellular component: cytoplasm. Gene Ontology annotation, biological process: serotonin biosynthetic process; carboxylic acid metabolic process; amino acid metabolic process. The record is from RefSeq and is a predicted model, not a curated record. Bases 47 to 1495 code for a protein of 482 amino acids. Gene Ontology annotation, molecular function: aromatic-L-amino-acid decarboxylase activity; pyridoxal phosphate binding. Lineage: Eukaryota; Metazoa; Chordata; Actinopteri; Perciformes; Percidae.